Cydia fagiglandana is the source of this 535-nucleotide messenger RNA. RefSeq names its product hemolymph lipopolysaccharide-binding protein-like. Lineage: Eukaryota; Metazoa; Arthropoda; Insecta; Lepidoptera; Tortricidae. The coding region runs from base 14 to 535 and encodes 173 amino acids. The transcript is spliced from 5 exons. The record is from RefSeq and is a predicted model, not a curated record.
CAAUAGCGUCAACAUGUUACAGUUCUUAUUUUUAUGUGUUAUUUUAUCUGUGGGCCAGCAUCAUGUGGCUGCAGUCCUUGAUCCUGGCUACGAGUUCGUGCAAGAAGCGGAUGCAUGGCUGCGUCUGCACAUGGUGCCCGCUGUAUGGUCGGAUGCUCGACUUCGCUGUCAACUCGAAGGUGGUGUCCUCGCCUCUCCCUCGACCGAUGCUAUAACUCGAGCCAUGUUAACUCAAAUGAUACGUCAUAAGGUGACGUCACGGAAUGUGUUUACAGGGAUACACGCUCUCAACUUUGAUCUUGACUUUACUUCGCUGGAUGGAGUGCCUUUAUCAAAGAUCAAUCUCGACUGGGCUCCGAAUGAACCUGAUGAUGAUAAUGAAGAGGAGCAGAAAUGUGUAGUCCUCAACGGAGCCGGUCAAGUGGCUGAUGUCAGCUGUAACGACAAACAUCCAUACUUCUGCAAAAAAGAAAGUAGCGUUAUGAAUACCACCUCUGAUUGCCCUACCACUGAUAUAGGACAACAUAAUUACUGA